Coregonus sp. 'balchen' is the source of this 5621-nucleotide messenger RNA. The record is from the annotation of a GenBank genome assembly. NCBI's taxonomy places the organism in Eukaryota, Metazoa, Chordata, Actinopteri, Salmoniformes, Salmonidae.
AUGGCGGAGGCUGCGGCGGUUCCCCCGCAUAGGUUCUUCUGUCAUUGUUGUAAGGGAGAAGUAAGCCCCAAACUCCCGGUAAGUCAGUCGUUACACCGUGUCUCGAUCAUGACUUUUCAGUGCAGGUCUUGUUCUUUUCCAUCGGUUGACAACCGAACCUGAGUCCAGAAAAUAGCAGCAGUUGUUGAACUAGCUAGCUGCUAACUGUAGACGGCUAGCCAGUAGGGCCCACGGCACUUGUUCUAGUUAACAAACAAUGUUGAUGUUUGUUGUUGCUAGCUCGCUUUAACAAUGUUUAACAAAGACAUUGCGUAAUUGUUAAAUAUGCAGAUGGCUUGGUUGAAUAACCGUACCUGUAGUUUUGAUGUUAUUUGGUGUAAUGUUAACCUUAUUCGAGGUGGGUUUUCGUGAAAUCCUCGAGGUAACGUUAGCUAUGUAGCUAUCUGGAAAUCUGGUGGAUAUUUCAACGUAAUUCGACCAGUCUGGCUACUCCUUGGCCUACAAAAGCAGAAGGAAUACGGGGGUUUCCUUGGCCUGGGGCGCGUUCAACUGGACAUAGCGGUUGGAACGUUCAGAUAGACAUUUUUAUGUAGAACAAGAAAUCAUGUAGGCUCUAUUUACGGCAUUCUAUCUUCAACGUUCGUGAACGUUUGGCAACUGAAUGUGGCACAGUUCAGUUUCACAAUCAAGUAAAAUGUAGAAAGACAUUGCAAAAUAUUUGGACUGCUUGACCCUAAUUAUUUACCAAUAUUAAUCUGUAUUGACUGCGUUCAUUCUAGAAGAGAAGUUAUGACACUUUCUGUUUUGCAUUUAGCUAGCUAGUCGUGUAGCUAUGUUUGUUAUUGACUCGCAGUCGCUGUCUGUCAGUCAAUGUGUCAGUAAGUCACUCUGUCUGCUUGUCUAAACCAACGUUAGCUAGGAUACAUCUGUUUAGGUUACUGCUGGUCUGUGAGAGGCAGGCUGGUAAUCCCCUGUUUAUUCCCAUCCUGCCAUUGAAGCUAAAUCUGUGAGGAGGAUGAAGUAGGCCUAGACACUGACCUAAGGACAGUUUUGUGAUUUCCCUCUUAUUGGGGAAAUAGUACUGGGGGUGUGGGGGAUGCGCAGGGGGCCAGGACCGAGUUUGAGAAACCCUGAUCCUGAUCUAGCCUACCCACAGGCUAAAUCUGCCUGCUGGUCUCACUGUCUCAUACUCUGUCUCUUUGUGCUGCUGAGGCAUGUUUCAGCUAUGCCCACUCACUGACUGCAUAUACCCAGUUGAUCUGUCUCACACCUCCCCAAGAUAACCACCGAAAGAGAGAGGGAGAGUGGCUCAAACAUACAAGCAGACCCCCGUGCUUGUCUGUCUGAAGCCUUCUCCUUUCAGGCACAGUAUCUGUAUGUUUUCACCAGUCAGCAAGAUGACAAUGGCCGAGGCAUAGCCUUCACACAAUAUUGCAUAAUAGCAAUACAAGUUUUGCACAAUUUUGGAAUGAGGUUCACUUCCAGUUCAAGUGUCCUUUUUGUUUUGUUGAAUAAAGCACAUGUCUUUGUCGUAGGCCUAAUCCCAUUGUGAGUGAAACUCAACACUGGUGCCAGGGAAGAAUACUUAUUGAUGACAACUCCCACUUUACAUGUUGUAUGUUCCUGCUUAAAGCUAUGUUCAAAUACGCUAUAUCCUGACUCUGCCACAGAUCUCUACUAGACAUUUCCUCAUUCUACAGACAGAAACCCCUGCAUAGCCGCCUCAUCAGCCCUGAAUGGAACACUGUCUGACUCAUGUACUCUCUAACUGAGUGUGUGGUGUUGUGUGUUUUUGCAGGAGUACAUCUGUCCCAGGUGUGAGUCUGGCUUCAUAGAGGAGGUAACAGAAGACUCCAGGUGAGAAUCUCUUGUUUCUUAUGUCUGUAGUUUUAAUUAAUCUACCACAUAUAGGCUAGGCAGAGUGAAUAGAAGGUGGUGGAGAAUGAGUGUGUGUAGAUGUUACUAAUGCUGUGUUCUGCCUCCUGUGUGCUGUUUCCCUCAGUCUGCUAGAGGGUGGCGCUAAUGGGACAGAUGACACAGCCACACAGUUUGCAGAGGUAUGAGAUGCACUGUGCCCUAGGGGGUACAGGGGUGGGGGGGUGAGGUGGGAUGCAAAUGUCUUCUGUGAUCUCAUCCCAUCUUUCUUUUACAUCAUUUCUCUAUCUCUCUAUCUCCCUUCCACCGUCCUUCUCUCCAUUCCCCCUCCUCCCACCCUCCCUGUUCUCACCCUCACCCCUCAUCUCUCUCUCAGCAGCUGUGGCACCUGUUGUUUGUAGAGAGGCCUUUCACAGUGGAUGGUGGCAGUCCAGACUCAGAGUCCCGGGUCCCUGGUGGAGGGGUUGGGGUAGGAGCAGGGGGGUUAGGUCUGGGGGGGCUGGGAGGGCUGGGAGGGUUGGGAGGGCUGGGAGGCCUAGGAGGGGGUCCUAUCGGAGGGUCAGUCCCUGCUGGGCUAGGGGGACCCCUGGGGGGUCCUCUGGGAGGGGGGGAACACUGGGGGCCCGGUCGCCCCCCUCGCCUGCACAGUCAGAGGAGGUACCGCUCCAGAGGGAGCAGCAGACCUGACCGCUCGCCUGCCGUAGAGGGGUGAGACUCCUGUCCUUACCAUGCCAUGUUUAUAUUCUUAUUGGUGUUUUGAUCAGUCAAAAUUGGAUUUGCAGGUUCUAAAUGGGUAUUUUUAGUUUUCAAUUUUGUACUGAUCUCAUUCCUGACUGAUGUGUGUGCCUUCUCUCUCUGUAGGAUAGUACAACAGUUUCUGGCUGGUCUAUUUGCCAACUCUGGAGUUCCUGGCUCACCUCCCCUCUCAUGGUAAGAACCAUCUUCUUACUGCCAUGUAAGCAGUGGUUAUACAUUAUCUCUUGUGGAUUCCUUACAAAUAGUGAGGUGGAUCAACAUUAAUAUUUGAAUGUUCCCUGACUUGUUAUGGUUGUGCCUCAGCCAGCACCCCUGGGGACCCCGUUAUUUAAACCUAGCCUAAAUCAGAACAAAUAUUGUUGCUGUUCAUUAUGUGUGAAACAUAGGAUAGUUACUGAAUGUUUCAUCUUUACCUGUAAUUUACCUCCUGUGUGUGUGUUAGGACGGGGAUGCUACACUCUAACCCAGGUGACUAUGCUUGGGGACAGGGGGGACUGGACGCAGUCAUCACACAGGUACGCACACACAAACCCCUUUCACUUUAUUUAUGUAUGGCCACUAACCAACUAUGACUUCAUACUACGUAGUAUGCUAUAUGGAUGUUGGUAGACCCAUAAUCCUUAUCAAGCUAAUGAAAGUUUAGCAGUUCUCUUGUUACUUUCUUUAUCUCUUCCUCUUUUCCAGGAUGUUUCUGAUGCUUUUACUCUUUUAUUGUGUCAUGCUAGGCUAGCACAAAGUUCACCGUACAAAGGUGAAUUGUAAAGCUGUUCUCUUACAGUUCCUGCAGCAACCAUUUUGAUGUAUCUUCUCUGUCUACCUGUGUGUGUUCAUCUGUGUAGUUGUUAGGUCAGUUUGAGAACACGGGCCCUCCUCCUGCAGAGAAGGAGAAGAUCUCCUCCAUCCCUACAGUCAACGUGUCUCAGGAUCAAGCAGGUUAGUCCUUUGCCUCCUCUCCUGCUCCUCCAGUCUCUCCAUAGUGCCGUGGCCUAUAUAGAAGUCAGUGUAUAGCUGUGCUGCUGACAGCUGACUCAUUGGGGUAAAUGAGGACUCCUAUCUCUAGCUGCUGUCUCCUGUCCUCUCUCCUGUCCUCUCUGUCCUUGUCUUUCACUCUCACACAUACACACAUCCUUCCUCUCUCUCUCUCUCUCUCUCUCUCUCUCUCUCUCCGUCUGCCUCUCUCUCUCUCUGUCUGCCUCUCUCUCUGUCUGCCUCUCUCUCUCUCUCUCUGUCUGCCUCUGUCCCUCUCUCACACAUACACAUCCUUCCUCUCUCUCUCUGUCUGUCUGUCUCUGUCAGUCUCUGUCCCCCCCUCUGGCCCAGGGCCCACAUAGCUGUUGUCUCACUGUCUCUUGUCAUUAACAGAGAGCUACUUAUUACUCUUAAAUCAUCUCAACCAGCCACUCAGGAAUUUGGCAUCAGACAGAUGCUAUGCUUCAGUUAUUUUAAUGGCUGAUCAAAUGUAACCUCUGCUUCAUCAUCCCUUCAGUCUUCCCAUCUCUAUUCCUCUUUCUAGCUCUCUCUUACUCUUUCUCUCCCAUUAUCUGUAUACUGUAAUAUGGAGUAUUUGUCCUGCGUGUAAGAUACAGUAUGUAUGAUCAUUUAUAACAGGAAUGUAAUACUAGCUAAUAACAAAGGGGUGUAUCUGUCUCUCUCCAGACUGCAAUAUGGAGUGUCCGGUGUGUAAGGAGGACUUUGCAGUGGGAGAGCCCGUCAGACAACUACCUUGCAACCACUUCUUCCACUCAGACUGUAUAGUACCCUGGCUGGAAAUGGUGAGGAGGGAGGGAGGAAUGAACAAACAAAUGAAUGAAAGAGGUUGGUGGGGUAAUAUUUAGUAAGAGGAAUGAUUUGAAGAAGUUUAACUGAUUUUCUCCACCCCUCUCUCUCACUCUCUCUGCAGCAUGAUACGUGUCCUGUGUGUAGGAAGGGGUUGAAUGGAGAAGACCGCAACACCCAGAACCCCCCAGAAUCCCCCUCUCUAAACACGGACCCCCGCACACAGGAGAGAUGGUCCUUCUGAAAUACACCUCCCCUCUCCUGUCCUCUCAUCCCUCAUCGCACCCCUCCUCUGACCUUUUAAUCUCUCCAUCUCAUCCGUCCUUCAUCCCUUCUCUCUACGAACUGCUGCACACAGGAGAGAAGGACUUUCUGAAGGAUAUACCUCCAUCUCUCUGCCUCAUUCCUCUCAUCCCUUCAUCUCACUCCUCCUUUCUGAAUCAUCUCAUCUACAGUCAUAGGAUGGUCAUCAGUAUGGCUCUUCCUGUCUCAUUGCCUUUGGAACCAUGUUCACAUACACACACACACACAAGUCAUGAUUUGUUAGACACACAGUACACACACGUCAUGAUCCAUUAGCUGUCCUCUGCCUAAUCAUGACCAAGUACUUGCCUUUACCCUGCUUCAAACAUCAACCCCAUCUAGUUUUUUCUACUCUUUUCUCGCUAUUCCUCUUUUUCCAUCCUUCUGAAAAGCACUGCUGUAAUACACUGUUGUCUCUCCCUACCUCUCUACUCCUGGGAUGUAUCUCAAUAGUCUAGAGUGGCUUCCUCUCCUCAUCUCCUUAACAUCAUCUGCACUGAACAUGGUGGAUGCUCACCAGGAUAUUUGGUUUUGCCGUUCUAGCUCUCACAUCAGUGCAGAAAGGAGACGAGGAGGGGACAUCACUUCUGACUAUUGAGAUGGGCCCCUCCACAAUCUACUCUCUCUCUUUCGCCGUCAUUCUGGUGUAUAUAUUACAAACAGACUGCAUCGCUCUGUCAUUUUACUCCUCCGUUGAUGAGUUCUGUCUUUUGUUUCACAUUUCUAUCACUCUAUUUUUUUAAUGUAAAUACUUUUAGUCCAACAACUUCUGGUUUGAAAGGAAGAAAACAAAAAAGCAUAUUGAGAAUGGAGACAAAUGUGAAUCCCUGGGUAUUAAAGUCUGUGUAUAUUAUUAUAUAUAUGAUAACGUGUAUGAUGUAUUAAUAAUUCCAAAAAAUAUUAAAAACCAG